AUGUCCAACAGCAGCUCCAUCACCCAGUUCCUCCUCCUGGCAUUUGUAGACACACGGGAGCUGCAGCUCUUGACCUUCUGGCUCUUCCUGGCCAUCUACCUGGCUGCCCUCCUGGGAAAUGGCCUCAUCAUCACUGCCAUAGCCUGUGACCACCGCCUCCACACCCCCAUGUACUUCUUCAUCCUCAACCUCUCCAUCAUUGACCUGGGCGGCAUCUCCACCACUGUUCCCAAAGCCAUGGCCAAUUCCCUGUGGAACACCAGGACCAUUUCCUACUCAGGAUGUGCUACUCAGGCCUUUUUCUUUCUCUUCUUGAUCACAGCAGAGUAUUCCCUCCUCACAGUCAUGGCCUAUGACCGCUACGUGGCCAUCUGCAAACCCCUGCACUAUGGGACCCUCCUGGGCAGCAGAGCUUGUAUCCACAUGGCAGCAGCUGCCUGGGGCAGUGGGUUUAUCAAUGCUGUGCUGCACACAGCCAAUACAUUUUCACAACCACUGUGCCAAGGCAAUGUCCUGGACCAGUUCUUCUGUGAAAUCCCCCACAUCCUCAAGCUCUCCUGCUCAGACUCAGACUACCUCAGGGAAGUCUGGCUUAUUCUGGGUAGUGCAUGUUUAGUCUUUAUGUGUUUUGUUUUCAUUGUGUUGUCCUACGUGCAGAUCUUCAGGGCUGUGCUAAGGAUCCCCUCUGAGCAGGGACAACACAAAGUCUUUUCCACAUGCUUCCCUCACCUGGCUGUGGUCUCCCUGUUUGUCAGUACUGGCAUCUUUGCCAACAUGAAGCCCCUUUCCAUUUCCUUUUCAGUUCAAAACCUGGUGGUGUCAUUUCUAUACUCAGUGGUGCCUCCAGCAGUGAACCCCCUCAUCUACAGCAUGAGGAACAAGGAGAUCAAAGAUGCCAUGAAGAAACUUGUGAAUAGAUCUUUUCAAGCAGCAAUAAACUGCUUGUCUUCUGUAAAUCUCAUUGCACUCUUAGUGUAA
This is a messenger RNA of Mesitornis unicolor (brown roatelo), 978 nucleotides long. RefSeq names its product olfactory receptor 14I1-like. Lineage: Eukaryota; Metazoa; Chordata; Aves; Mesitornithiformes; Mesitornithidae. Gene Ontology annotation, molecular function: olfactory receptor activity; G protein-coupled receptor activity. Gene Ontology annotation, biological process: G protein-coupled receptor signaling pathway. Bases 1 to 978 code for a protein of 325 amino acids. The transcript has a single exon. The record is from RefSeq and is a predicted model, not a curated record. Gene Ontology annotation, cellular component: membrane.